Messenger RNA from Paracoccidioides brasiliensis Pb18, 1332 nucleotides. RefSeq names its product ATP-dependent RNA helicase SUB2. The transcript is spliced from 5 exons. The record is from RefSeq and is a predicted model, not a curated record. The coding region runs from base 1 to 1332 and encodes 443 amino acids. Gene Ontology annotation, molecular function: ATP binding; RNA binding; RNA helicase activity. Gene Ontology annotation, biological process: mRNA splicing, via spliceosome; mRNA export from nucleus.
AUGUCUCACGAAGAAGAUCUCAUUGAUUAUUCCGAUGAGGAGCUUCAGGCAACUGAUGCUGCUGCAACGUCCAUAGCCCCAACUGGUACCAACGGCGCUGCUCUUAAAAAAGAGGGUGACUUGACGGUAUCUGGCGUGAGAGCCGAUAAGAAAGGAAGUUAUGUUGGUAUUCAUUCGACUGGCUUCCGCGAUUUCCUCCUAAAAGGAGAACUUUUGCGUGCGAUCACCGAUUGCGGCUUCGAACAUCCAUCGGAGGUCCAACAAGUUUGCAUCCCGACUGCUAUUCUGAAUGUCGAUGUUCUGUGCCAGGCUAAAUCCGGUCUUGGAAAAACUGCCGUUUUUGUUCUCACAACACUUCACCAACUGGAACCAGUUCCUGGCGAAUGCUCGAUACUUGUUAUGUGUCACACCCGAGAGCUGGCAUAUCAGAUCAAAAACGAAUAUGCCCGGUUUAGUAAAUAUCUUCCAGAUGUGAAGACUGCCGUUUUCUAUGGUGGAACUCCAAUGCAGAAGGAUAUUGAAUUGCUCUCUUCGAAGGACAAUUAUCCCAACAUUGUUGUUGGCACCCCUGGCAGAUUGAAUGCUCUUGUUCGUGACAAGAAACUCUCCCUUCGAAGCAUUAAGGCGUUCGUUCUCGAUGAGUGCGAUAAGAUGUUGGAUCAAAUCGACAUGCGACGUGACGUUCAGGAGAUUUUCCGUGCCACCCCAGCUGACAAACAGGUUAUGAUGUUCAGCGCUACCCUCUCGCAGGAAGUCCGGCCCAUUUGCAAGAAGUUUAUGCGCAAUCCCCUCGAGGUGUAUGUUGAUGAUGACACUAAGCUGACCCUCCAUGGUCUUCUACAAUACUACAUUAAGCUCAGCGAAUCAGAGAAAAACCGAAAGUUGAACGAGCUAUUAGAUAGCCUUGAGUUCAACCAAGUCAUCAUCUUCGUUAAGAGCACCCAACGUGCGACCGAGUUAGAUAAGCUUCUUCGUGAAUGCAACUUCCCCAGUAUCGCUGUCCACUCCGGCGUUUCCCAGGAAGAGCGCAUCAAACGAUACAAGGAGUUCAAAGAGUUCAACAAGCGUAUCUGCGUGGCAACGGACGUUUUCGGUCGUGGCAUCGAUAUUGAACGAAUCAAUUUGGCCAUCAACUACGACUUGCCCGCGGAUGCGGAUUCCUACCUUCACCGUGUUGGUCGUGCUGGUCGUUUCGGUACCAAGGGUCUAGCUAUCUCUUUCGUAAGCAGCGAGCAAGACCAAGAAGUUCUCAAGGACAUCGAAAAGCGAUUUGAAGUUGCCCUUCCUGAAUAUCCCGAAGGCGGCGUCGACUCCAGCGCUUAUAUGGCAUAA